UCUUACAAAUUUUCCUAAAGAGACGAUAUCUUAAAUGAUUGCAAAUUCAGCUAACAAGUUCAUGCAAAGACGAACCACCAAAGCCAUGAUUGUAUGAAGUGAACACAUUAUCAACACUUCUUUCUCUCUUUCUUCUAUCGGAUUCAUUCAUUCUUCUUUGCACACUGCAUUUCAUCAUGAACCUCACCACUCUCUUUCUCCUUUUUCUUCUUCUCAUCUCGCUAAAUUCCCAUUUUGCCCUCGCCGGCAAACGCAAGGUCCACAUCACCGACGAAUUGGACGACGUGUUCGACGAUGAGGAAGAUGAUGAUUGGAAACAAUGGGGCAAGAAACCUGCUCCCUCUUUCGCUCCCUCCGAUAUAACCAAGAUGGAUACUUCGCAGAUCCAAGAGGAGAUGAUGAAACGCCACACCGGACCUGUUAUCGGAUUCGUCAAGCUCCGAUUAGGUGUUCGCCGGACUCCGGACAUGGUAGCUGAACUUGCCAUGAAAUGGACACGUGUUCUGAGAACUGGAGCUAUUGGAAUAAGGUUUACAGGUGUUGAUCUGAAUACAAUCAUGUUCAACAUGGACAGCAUCAAAGACUUAGAGGAGUUGAAGGAAUUUGUUUUGGACCAAUCAGAAGCAUAUGAGAUUAAAAUGGGGGAGCAAUUUUUUAGAAGACCUGGAGAUCUACCCCUUGACGAACUCAUUCAGAAGCAACAUAGAGAGAAAGGCGAAGCAGAUAAUGCUGGUCAAGAGGAUGGGAAUUUGAAAACAGAAUUGUAGUUAAAAAUGGUACAGAUAAAAUCCUCUAGAAGUUGAGAUACCGCAAUUGUAUCCCUUGUUUAGAUUAUUUGUUGCUCCAAGUAUUGUUAUUUUUAUAGUCCUGAUAUACAACUCUUCA
Messenger RNA from Lathyrus oleraceus (garden pea), 885 nucleotides. RefSeq lists its product as uncharacterized. Lineage: Eukaryota; Viridiplantae; Streptophyta; Magnoliopsida; Fabales; Fabaceae. The transcript is spliced from 3 exons. The record is from RefSeq and is a predicted model, not a curated record. The coding region runs from base 177 to 767 and encodes 196 amino acids.